AUGGAUGUCGAGGUGCGACCCAGAAAGAAGCGGCGGUUUUUCGUCGACGACUCUGAAGCUCUGCCCGAAAAUCCUUCCUCGUCCGUGAUUACGUCGAGCAGACCAACUUCCGCCACCUCGUCUACUGGCCACGAUUCCGAAUCCUGUCAAGCCAACCUGGUGGAUGUCCAAGGCGCCCUCGACAAUGAGAACCCUCAAUCCUUCGACGCUGACACAUUUCGAGCCUUUGUCGGAGAGCAAGUUUCUCAAGAUGUCGUGGACAAAGUGGAGGUUGCCUCUGAUGGGAACCUCGAGCGAGCAAUCAACAUGUACUUUGACGGAUCGUGGAAAACUGCUGCCGCAUCGCAAAUGAGAACAUCUCUUCCAUCGAGAAGUGUAGACUCGUGGCUGAGCGCACCUGCAUCCUCCAGCAGCAUUCCCACCGUACCACUACACACAAACCCGAAAGAGACCGGCGCGAAGACAGUACCAGCCCUAACAACGAUGCCCACUGAACGCUAUGUUGGGUCAUUUGGCGUGGGGGCAUGGAUGACAAAAAGCGGCUCAGGGUUGUUAGCUCAUGGUGAAUCAGUGAGGAUAGAAAGAUCAAAAGUUGCUCCUAAGACGAAGAUUGGAAGAGGCGGGAGAUUGGUGCCGAUGGUAGGCAGGAAUCAAAAGGCAGAUGUAAUCACACGUUUUACAAAUGCGAGAGGCGAAGAGCUUGGCCGUCUUCCUGAAGAGACGGCUUCUUGGGUGUCAUCUUUGCUCGAUCAAAAGAUCUGUCGCUUCGAGGGGACCUGUGUUUUUGCGCCUGACCGUGUUCGCGUCAACGACACGAUCUAUCUGCAGCUACGUGCGUACCUCCUCAGAACGGCUUUUGAGGCGAAUGCUUUUGUAAAGCCAAAGGACGACAAUCGCGCUACAGGGUUCUUCGAAGAGAAAGAGAGCAGCGAAGAAAAGGAUCUUCGAUUGCGGCAGGUGGGCCUCGUCAAAUUAUUUGAGGAGGUCAACCUCUCUCCGACCACAACCAGUGAGACAACCGCAAAGCACAAGAAGCAAGGUCUACUCAGGGCUGCUGAAUUAGCUGAGCAGUACGACAAAGACAAGGAAGCCAAGGGCAAGUCGGGCAUAUCUACUCCCGUCUCUGAGGACGAGGAGGGCGAAGAGCUGGAGGAAGAUCAACUAGAUACGCUCUACCGGAAGGCACAGUCGUUUGAUUUCAACACACCGGAAGCCAAUCCAGCGCCAACUUUCCAGUUGGAACUGCGAAAAUACCAGAAACAGGCUUUACAUUGGAUGCUUAGCAAAGAGCGAGACGAAAAGCCCGACAAGCAGCAAUCAAUGCAUCCGCUUUGGGAAGAGUAUACCUGGCCCACGAAAGAUGCAAAUGACGAACCACUUCCCGUGGUUGAAGGACAGGACAAGUUUUACGUCAAUCUCUAUUCUGGAGAGAUCAGUCUUGACUUCCCUAUCCAGGAACAAAACUGCCUGGGAGGCAUUUUGGCCGAUGAGAUGGGAUUGGGCAAGACAAUCGAGAUCUACAGCCUUAUCCAUUCCAAUCGCACACAAAUCGACUUGGAUGCUGCUAAUCAGGCCAUGACUUCCGUCAAUCAUCUUGCCAGACUCCCCCAAUCUUCAACAUCAGUCGAACCGGCACCAUGUACGACACUGGUCGUGGCGCCAAUGUCCUUGUUGGCACAGUGGGAGAGCGAAGCUGCCAAAUGUUCUGAGCCCGGCUCUCUGAGGACCAUGGUCUAUUAUGGCAGCGAGAAGUCGGUCAAUUUACAAACUCUGUGCUCUGCCACGAACGCGGCUUCUGCUCCCAAUGUCAUCAUCACAAGUUACGGCACUGUCCUCUCAGAGUUUGGACAAGUGUCAGCUGCUGGAGGAGAUCGUGCAUCUCAGGGCGGCAUCUUCUCCGUGGACUUUCAUCGGGUCAUACUUGAUGAGGCACACACCAUCAAAAACAGGCAAGCAAAGACGUCUAAGGCGUGUUAUGAGAUCAAGGCCAAGCAUAGAUGGGUCCUGACUGGAACACCCAUCGUCAAUCGCCUGGAAGACUUGUUCAGCUUGGUUAGAUUCCUUAAAGUCGAACCUUGGAGCAACUUUUCCUUCUGGAAAACGUUCAUCACGGUGCCCUUUGAGUCAAAGGAGAUCGCACGGGCGCUCAAUGUUGUUCAGACUGUCUUGGAGCCUCUGGUGCUGAGAAGAACGAAAGACAUGAAGACGCCCGAGGGCGAAGCACUUGUACCGCUUCCACCAAAGUCCGUUAUUGUCGAAGAAGUCGAGCUCUCAAAGACCGAGCGCGAAGUAUAUGAUCUGAUUUUCACACGAGCAAAGCGCGCUUUCAAUGAGUCCGUGGCGGCCGGCACUCUGCUAAAGUCAUACACGACAAUCUUCGCACAGAUCCUACGCUUACGGCAGUCUUGCUGUCAUCCUGUCCUGACCCGCAACAAGGAGAUUGUGGCAGAUGAAGAAGACGCUGCUGUUGCCGCUGCAGCUGAUGAGAACGGGUUUGCCGACGACAUAGAUCUGCAAGAACUCAUAGCCCGGUUUACCAAAGACAGCGACCUUGCAGAGAAGGAAAAUCCCACAUCAAAGGAUCCAAUCACCACCUUCACCACCAAUGCCUUGCGCCAAAUCCAGGAGGAAUCAAGCGGCGAGUGUCCGUUGUGCUACGAAGAACCAAUGAUCAACCCUGCCGUUACAACUUGCUGGCACAGUGCCUGCAAAGAGUGUUUGGAGAAGUCGAUCGCGGUCCAAACGGACAAAGGAGAGAUCCCGCGCUGCUUUUCAUGUAGAGAAGCCAUCAAUCCAAGAGAUGUUUUUGAAGUCGUCAGGCAUAACAGCCCACUUGUAUCUCCCGACUCGGAGGGAGACAUGUACGCGGCUGACGAGGGUGUUACAAAACCAACCAGAAUCUCAUUGCGCCGCCUUCAUCCAUACUCGCCGACUGCUUCAACAUCAGCAAAGAUCGCGGCGCUGCUGCGGCACCUGUCCGCACUCCCUCGGGCUACUAAAUCGGUGGUGUUUUCGCAGUUCACAUCUUUUCUCGACCUCAUCGCUCCGCAACUUGCCAAGCACGGCUUCUCGUACCUACGAUUCGAUGGCACCAUGUCACAGAAGGUACGAGCACAGGUCAUUCGUGCGUUCAACGCGGAGAAUGCGUCCGACCCGAAAGCGCCUCGUGUCUUGCUGCUUUCUCUCAGAGCUGGCGGCGUGGGGUUGAACCUCACGGCGGCGAGUCGAUGCUAUAUGAUGGACCCUUGGUGGAGCUUUGCAGUUGAAGCACAGGCAAUCGAUCGGGUGCACCGCAUGGGCCAGACGCAGAAGGUUGAGGUGAUUCGGUUUGUGACCAAGGAGAGCAUUGAAGGAAGGAUGCUUCGCGUGCAAGAGAGGAAGAUGGCAGUUGCAGGAAGCCUGGGUGUCGGCCAAUCGGGGGCGGGUGAAAACGAAGAGGAGAAGAAGAAGAGACGCAUCGAAGAGCUGGAGAUGUUGCUUGGUUGA
Molecule: messenger RNA, 3486 nt
Organism: Cladophialophora immunda
Lineage: Eukaryota; Fungi; Ascomycota; Eurotiomycetes; Chaetothyriales; Herpotrichiellaceae
Exons: 1
Coding region: 1-3486 (1161 amino acids)
Molecular function (GO): hydrolase activity, acting on acid anhydrides, in phosphorus-containing anhydrides; nucleic acid binding; ATP binding
Source: RefSeq, a predicted model, not a curated record